AUGGCGCCCGGGACUCGCCCGUCGCCGCUGCGAGAGGCCGCGCGGCGCCGCAGUCGCCGUGUGGCAGCGCGCGCGCACCCGCGUCGCGUCUACCGCCGUCCGCCGUCGCCCGCGCGCCAACCGCCCGAGCGCCGCGCGGCUCCACGGUGCGCGUAUUUCGGUCGCGAAGAGGCCCCGGGCCGCGUCGGGCGCGUUGCCCGCGCGCUGGCCGCCGUGCUCUGGUGGUGGUGCGUGGCGCUGCUGCGGCUGGUCGCGCUCUGCGCGCCUCCCCCCGGCCCGUCCGGCGUCGGCGCGCCGCCGCCGCCGUCCCCCGCCCGCGCCGCGGAAGAUGCGCCCUCGGCGCCGGCGAGCGCGGCUUGCGCAGGUGCGCCCUCCAACUCCACCGAGCCGCCGCCGCCGCCGCCGCCCGCGCCGCCCGCGCCGCUCGACCACUCCGGUCAGUACCGCUCCCGCUCGCUGUCGCCGACUCGCCGCUUUCCCGCCGACGUCACUGUGCUAGCACACCACUUUUCUCUUGCGAACCUGCUUCAUUCAUUCCUAUAG
Messenger RNA from Bicyclus anynana (squinting bush brown), 543 nucleotides. RefSeq lists its product as uncharacterized. The transcript is spliced from 2 exons. Lineage: Eukaryota; Metazoa; Arthropoda; Insecta; Lepidoptera; Nymphalidae. The record is from RefSeq and is a predicted model, not a curated record. The coding region runs from base 1 to 543 and encodes 180 amino acids.